Messenger RNA from Quercus lobata, 618 nucleotides. RefSeq lists its product as uncharacterized. The record is from RefSeq and is a predicted model, not a curated record. The transcript has a single exon. Lineage: Eukaryota; Viridiplantae; Streptophyta; Magnoliopsida; Fagales; Fagaceae. Bases 1 to 618 code for a protein of 205 amino acids. Gene Ontology annotation, molecular function: nucleic acid binding; RNA-DNA hybrid ribonuclease activity.
AUGAUCCAUGGGAAGUCAGUCCAGGCUCCUGGAAUUUUAAACAAAAGAGCUGAAGAUUAUGUGCAGGAAUAUAGGCGAGCUAAAACUCAGUUGUCUUCUUACUCACCCACACCGAGCCCGUGUAGAUGGAGUCCUCCACCCUCAUCUCGGUUUAAACUGAAUUUCGACGCCGCAAUCUUUAAGGAGAAUGAUGCGAUGGGUAUGGGAGCUAUCAUUUGUAAUGAAAAUGGAGAAGUGAUGGCUGCAUUAUCAGCUAAAGGCCCAACAGUAUUAUGUAGUGAGGAAGCCGAAGUUCUAGCCUGUCGACGCGCUGUCGAGUUUGCUAUGGAGUGUGGCUUCUUGGAGAUUGUGGUUGAGGGAGAUAAUCAGAUGGUCAUGUCGGCGCUUCAGUUGAGGAAGAGGCUUUCGUCUGGGGUUGGUCAUAUUUUACAGGAUGUUCUUUGUCUGCUAAGUGCCUUUAGGUGGUUGCAAGUGCACUGUAUUAGAUGGGGUGCAAAUACAACAACCCAUGCUUUAGCUAGGUUUGCCAAGAAUGUACCGAAUGAACUUAUCUGGCUGGAGGAAUCCCCUCCUCUAGCAAUUGAAGCAUUGUAUUUUGAUUCGAUUUCUAUUGAAUGA